ACGUAGGCUACGUACGGUGGAGAGAGCUUAUUUCCGCUUCCGGUUACAGAGUGUCCUUGUCCUUUAGCAGCGGCUAGUGAGAAGAGAGGAUGGGUAGCAUGUUCCGCAAUGUCCUGGCCCUCCGUCAGAUCUCCCAGAGAUCCCUAACUACUUCUACUCGGAAGUCGGUGCAAAACCGGGUUGCAGAAAAGCAGAAGCUCUUUCAGGAAGAUAAUGGUGUUCCGGUCCAUCUAAAAGCAGGCCUUAGUGAUGCGUUAUUGUACAGAUUGACCAUGCUGCUCACGGUUGUUGGAGCUGGUUAUAGUAUAUAUGAAAUCGGCAAAGCUUCACUCCCCCGGAAGAAAUGAUUCCAUGUUAAAUUUGAAUUCCGUUGGCUUCAAUGUGAUGCAUCAGGGAUUGUUCUUUCCUUGUCAUAAAGAUUUGUCAAAACUGUGGGAACAAUAUUUAUUAAAAUGUACUGUAUAAACUGCUAGAAAUAAAGCAGUUUUGCAUUACUA
This is a messenger RNA of Rana temporaria (common frog), 497 nucleotides long. RefSeq names its product cytochrome c oxidase subunit 7A2, mitochondrial. Gene Ontology annotation, biological process: mitochondrial respirasome assembly; mitochondrial electron transport, cytochrome c to oxygen; regulation of oxidative phosphorylation. The transcript is spliced from 4 exons. The coding region runs from base 90 to 347 and encodes 85 amino acids. The record is from RefSeq and is a predicted model, not a curated record. NCBI's taxonomy places the organism in Eukaryota, Metazoa, Chordata, Amphibia, Anura, Ranidae.